AUGUUUUCUUUAGUAAAAAAAGAGUUUUGAUAAAUAAAUAUUUCUACGGUCUCUGAUCUCAUAUUAUUUACUUCCGGUAUAUUUUUCACAUGCAACCUCAGCCACGUCGACAGAAAUUUGUUCAUUUUGAAUUCGAUGAAUUAUUACUUUAAGUUAAUCAAAAACACAAGAAAUGAUGGAACAACCUUGUUGAAUUUUAUCUGUCGUGACUGGACCAGAAGAUUACUAGUUGGUUUAACGUAAGAAUUUGCUUGAAAUAGUGUAAUGGCAUCAUCAAAUCUAAUUCUGGUGACUGGUGGUGCAGGUUACAUUGGUAGUCAUACAGUUGUCGAGGUUCUAAAUGCUGGCUAUGAAGCUGUUAUUAUUGACAAUUUUUGUAAUUCUACUGAAGCAGAGAGUGUGAAAAGGAUUCAAAGUUUAACGGGAAAGGAUGUCACAUUUUAUAAGGUUGACCUUUUGGAUCGCACCGGCCUAGAUGCUGUGUUUGAAAAGCAUAAAUUCUGUGCUGUCAUGCAUUUUGCUGGUCUCAAGGCUGUUGGUGAAUCUGUAUCCAUUCCAUUGAAGUACUACAAGAACAAUAUUCAAGGAACUAUAUAUUUACUGGAGAGUAUGAAGAAAUACAAAGUGAAGAAUAUUGUGUUUUCAUCAUCCGCUACAGUUUAUGGUAAUCCACGUUAUCUACCUCUGAACGAGAAUCAUCCCUCUGGUGGUUGUACUAAUCCUUAUGGAAAAACAAAGUAUUUUAUUGAAGAAAUACUUCGUGAUCUUGUUAUAUCAGACAAAACUUGGAAUGUUAUAUCUUUACGUUAUUUUAACCCGAUUGGUGCCCACCGUUCUGGUCGCAUCGGAGAGGAUCCUCAGGGAAUUCCCAAUAAUCUCAUGCCUUACAUUACACAAGUUGCAGUUGGUCGUAGAUCACAUUUAAAUGUCUUUGGCAAUGAUUAUGAAACUCCUGAUGGAACAGGUGUUCGUGAUUAUAUUCAUGUCGUGGACUUAGCUUUAGGUCACGUGGCUGCCUUAAAGAAAAUGCUCCAGGAAAGCUGUGAGUUUAAGGUUUACAAUCUCGGUACAGGACGUGGUCAGUCAGUGUUAGAAAUGGUCAAAGCAGUUGAGAAUGCUUCAGGAAAGAAGAUUGAAUAUAAAAUCACUGACCGUCGUCCUGGAGACGUAGCGUCAUGCUAUGCAGAUCCUUCAUUGGCUGAGAAGGAACUUGGAUGGAAAACACACAAAACCUUAAAGGAAAUGUGUGAAGAUUCGUGGCGUUGGCAAUCUCAAAAUCCUCACGGUUACCGAGACAAUAAAGAAAAUGAAAACUCGUUAUAGACAAGUUUAUUUUCGUAAAAAAUAUUUUUUAAUGGCCGUUGUAUGGAAUAUAGAAAAUGGAAAAGCGUCGUCAAUCUACUUGUUGAAGAAAAUGACACUAAAAUAGCGGACAAAGGUCGCUGUUUGGAAAUUUGUUUCAUUUUUUAUAAAUGGAAUGUGAAUAAUUUAGUGUAUCGACAAAAUAAAGUUUAUGAGCUUGUACAACAUA
Molecule: messenger RNA, 1531 nt
Organism: Xenia sp. Carnegie-2017
Lineage: Eukaryota; Metazoa; Cnidaria; Anthozoa; Malacalcyonacea; Xeniidae
Product: UDP-glucose 4-epimerase-like
Exons: 12
Coding region: 265-1323 (352 amino acids)
Biological process (GO): beta-D-galactose catabolic process via UDP-galactose, Leloir pathway
Cellular component (GO): cytosol
Molecular function (GO): UDP-glucose 4-epimerase activity
Source: RefSeq, a predicted model, not a curated record